AUGGAUAUUCCGGGAUUUUACUACGACAAACAAAAGAAGAAAUAUUUCCGUAUCGGUGGUGCGGCGGCCAGUAGUGGCCCGAGUUGUGUGACCAGCCAUGAGGUUAAUAAAAGGAAGAAAAUUGACGAGACUUUGUCAACAUUCAAGAAGUGCGACCAAAGCGUUCAUUUGCCGCAAACGCUAUACAAACAGGAAAUCAAUUUUCACACAAAAUAUAAUCUUCAGGAAGAAGUGCUUCGUUCGCAUCUAAAAUCAAUUCAAACGAUUGCCACAACACAACUGGAAGUAAUUGAUUUUCGCGGUGAAAACAUGAAGAAUAUAACUGUCGACGCGUUAAUUGGUUCGCCAACUGAUGACCAAUUGUUUACCGUUUUGACCGGCGAUUCUGGUUCUGUUGUCUAUCAGAUACCCGUUGAAGACAUAUUCAAUGACUGUAAAGUCGAUGUUUGGCGACAAAUAAUCGGUGCGUUUCCCGUCCGUAACCGAGUGAUCGACAUUGACUACAAUAAGGGCGUUAUGUCUACUCUGGUUCAUCACCAUAUAAACAGUCAAAUGGCCCGAACUAGCUAUACAUUGACGACCAUUAAUGGUCUGGACGUACAUCCCGUUCGAAGUAGUUUCGAGUUUGAAGGCUAUCUGUUUAGUGCCACACAUACUGACGAUUCUAUCAUUUUGGGCGACGAAAAGUUAAUCAAAUUUUAUAACAGAGAAAACUUAGUAAUUUUGACACCAAUUAAGACUAAAAAUAAUGUUUUAGUAAUGAAAACAAGUGACGACGGAAAGUGUUUGCUUAGCGGAUCAAAUAAGGGACAGUUGUGUUAUUAUGAUAUACGAGAUGACUAUAAGAAAAAAACUAAACCAUUGAUGCAAACCAUUUCUAAUUCAAAAAGUAUUGUUUUUACAUCGAUAUUAUCGGACAAAAACACUGUAAUUGUCAGCAGUCAUGACCACAGUCUAUGUCGAUGUGAUCUAAGAAUGUUUAACAAACCAAUUGUCAAAUACAGUAAUCAUCGAAACGAUUGCUCAAAGAUUGAGUUCAGUGUCGAUGAAAGUGCGGGUGUUUUGUGUUCAUCGGGUGACGAUUGUUUAGUCAGAUUCUGGUCAUUGCAAACGGGAAAACUGUUGCAUAUAAUUAAUCCGUUUACCGAUAAUGAAGACCAAAGUAUUAAAAAUCAAUUGCCAUCGACUCGUGUUUGUUAUAGUCAUUCGUGGAAAUGUCUUAACAAACAAUUCAAAGCACUUAUAUAUGAUUUCUGA
This is a messenger RNA of Oppia nitens, 1257 nucleotides long. RefSeq lists its product as uncharacterized. The transcript has 2 exons. Gene Ontology annotation, cellular component: Cul4-RING E3 ubiquitin ligase complex. Bases 1 to 1257 code for a protein of 418 amino acids. Lineage: Eukaryota; Metazoa; Arthropoda; Arachnida; Sarcoptiformes; Oppiidae. Gene Ontology annotation, molecular function: protein binding. The record is from RefSeq and is a predicted model, not a curated record.